This is a messenger RNA of Cynara cardunculus var. scolymus (artichoke), 1651 nucleotides long. RefSeq names its product cystathionine beta-lyase, chloroplastic. Gene Ontology annotation, biological process: 'de novo' L-methionine biosynthetic process; transsulfuration. The coding region runs from base 77 to 1492 and encodes 471 amino acids. The transcript is spliced from 13 exons. Gene Ontology annotation, cellular component: cytoplasm. Lineage: Eukaryota; Viridiplantae; Streptophyta; Magnoliopsida; Asterales; Asteraceae. Gene Ontology annotation, molecular function: pyridoxal phosphate binding. The record is from RefSeq and is a predicted model, not a curated record.
CGGUCUGCUGUGUCUAAAUACACUCACCGGUUCAACAACCGUGGACCCGUCUCGUCUCAACAAUCCAAAUACAACCAUGGCUGCUGCUGCUACUUCUGCUUCAUCUUCAUCUUCUUCUCUCAGAUCGCCGCCAUUCAAAGCUCCAUCAUCUGAACUGAAGAAUCCCCGAGGGAUCGCUAAUUUUGGGUGUAGAGCUGGUGUUAUAAGCAAUCAUAAUUCGGUGUUGCUGCGUGGAAAAUUGGUGUUGAGCUGUUUGAGGGAGGAAAAGAUGGAUGUCAAGGCAUCAGCUGUUGUUGAUGGAAUUACAGAAUGCUUCGAUGAUUCGAUGGCAGAGACGAAGGUUAAGGAACCUAGUGUAUCGACUAUACUGAUGAAUUUUGAGAACAAAUUCGAUCCUUAUUCUGCAAUGAGCACCCCCCUAUAUCAGACGGCUACUUUCAAACAGCCUUCGGCAACUGAAAAUGGCCCUUAUGAUUACACGAGGAGUGGCAAUCCCACACGCGAUAUGUUGGAAAGCCUUUUGGCAAAACUUGAUAAAGCAGAUCGAGCAUUUUGCUUUACCAGUGGCAUGGCCGCUUUAGCCACAGUCAGUCAUCUAGUUGGAAACGGUGAAGAAAUUGUUGCCGGAGAGGACAUAUAUGGCGGUUCUGAUCGGUUACUAUCACAAGUUGUUCCUAGGACAGGAGUCGUGGUUAAGCGAGUGGACACGACUGACUUGGAUGAGGUUGCUGCUGCAGUUGGCCCCCAGACAAAGCUCGUGUGGUUGGAGAGUCCAACCAAUCCCCGAAUACAAAUUUCUGAUAUUUCUAAAAUAGCGGAGAUUGCUCAUGCUAACAAUGCUCUCUUGUUGGUGGAUAAUAGUAUCAUGUCUCCUGUAUUGUCUCGACCCUUGGAACUCGGAGCAGACAUUGUGAUGCACUCAGCUACAAAAUUCAUUGCUGGACACAGUGAUGUCAUGGCUGGAGUGCUUGCCGUAAGAGGGGAAAGGCUGGCAAAAGAAUUGUAUUUUCUACAAAAUGCGGAAGGCUCUGGGCUGGCACCCUUUGAUUGUUGGAUUUGUUUACGGGGCAUCAAGACAAUGGCUUUACGUGUCGAGAAGCAACAAGAUAAUGCACAGAAGAUAGCCGAAUUUCUGUCCUCUCAUCCCCUUGUAAAGAAGGUUAAUUAUGCUGGUCUUCCUAACCAUCCUGGACGCUCAUUACACUACUCUCAGGCAAAGGGAGCGGGAUCUGUUUUGAGUUUUCUAACAGGGUCAUUGGCUCUCUCUAAGCACAUAGUCGAGACUACCAACUACUUCGGCAUAACCGUUAGUUUUGGGAGUGUAAAAUCACUAAUAAGCAUGCCGUGCUUCAUGUCGCAUGCAUCUAUACCAGCAGAAGUUCGUGAGGCCAGAGGUCUAACUGAAGAUCUUAUUCGCAUAUCUGUGGGGAUCGAAGAUGUUAAUGAUUUGAUUGCUGAUUUGGACCACGCACUUAGAACCGGACCUAUUUAGGGUUCAUGACUACCGGUUCAACCAUAAAACAUUGAAUCGCAACAAGGGCCAACGAGGCUUAUUUCAUUCCUUCUUCGAUAAUUGCUGAUCUGAAACCAUGUUACAGUAGUAUUUAUGAAUAACAUUGUACAUAUAUGGAAGUACAUGUUUUCUCAUAAA